Aspergillus costaricaensis CBS 115574 is the source of this 655-nucleotide messenger RNA. RefSeq names its product YjgF-like protein. Lineage: Eukaryota; Fungi; Ascomycota; Eurotiomycetes; Eurotiales; Aspergillaceae. The record is from RefSeq and is a predicted model, not a curated record. The transcript has 3 exons. Gene Ontology annotation, molecular function: deaminase activity. Gene Ontology annotation, cellular component: cytosol; mitochondrion. Bases 166 to 585 code for a protein of 139 amino acids.
CUUAGUCACAUCUCGGUGGGUCACAACUCAUCCAACUUCCCCGCUUAUCAUCAACCUUCGCCCUUCCCCAGGUAUAUAUUUUGAAGCAUUACUGCCUUUCGAGGAAACAAUAUAGGUUAUAUCAACUGCCAGAAAGAGGAAACUAUAGCAUCUACAAUAUUCACGAUGUCCAAAGCAACCAGAAUCCCCAUCCGCACCCAAAAGGCCCCUCUCCCACCGCCAUUCCUCUCCCAGGGCAUCGUCGUCGGCGACAUGGUCUACUGCUCUGGGCAGGUGGGCGUGAACCCUACUACAGGCAAGAUGGUUGAGGGAUCAAUCCAAGAAAGAACGAAACAAAUCCUCAACAACCUAGGUGCCGUCCUAGAAGCAGGCGGCUCUAGUCUCCAGGAUGCCGUCAAAGUCAACAUAUUCCUGGCUGAUAUGAAUGACUUUGCCGCUGUCAAUGAAGUCUAUAGUUCCUUUUUCGCGGAUCCGAAGCCGGCUCGUACAUGCGUUGCGGUCAAGACAUUGCCACUGGGGACUGAUGUGGAGAUUGAGUGUGCUGGGGUGGUGAGCAGCGUGCCAAGUCGAGGUUCUCGUCUGUGAGAAGCAAGCAAUAAUGCAGAUUCUGGAUAUGACUGUGAUGCUAUGCGAGUACAUAACUGGACAAAUGCAG